Aplosporella prunicola CBS 121167 is the source of this 645-nucleotide messenger RNA. RefSeq lists its product as uncharacterized. NCBI's taxonomy places the organism in Eukaryota, Fungi, Ascomycota, Dothideomycetes, Botryosphaeriales, Aplosporellaceae. The coding region runs from base 1 to 645 and encodes 214 amino acids. The transcript has a single exon. The record is from RefSeq and is a predicted model, not a curated record.
AUGGCCCAUCCUGCCCUCUCCCGACCAGCCGACAACCACACCCACAGCAAACGCGCCAUUCCCGAAGGCGAAAGUGACGGCGACGUUCCACGCAGCGGUGUCAUAAACCUGUACUUUCUGUUCAUCGGCGUUGUCGUCAUACUCCUCCUCAUCGCCUUGUACCUGCUGCACCGCCGCAAGAAGAAGCGCAAGGAGAUUCUCCAGGCAACCGGGCAAGCGCACCUCGCACGCGACCUCGACGGCUGGGCAAACACCCGCCGCUGGAUCCACGGCAACCGCGCGCCGCUGCCGGAGCUCGCCCACCCGCCCGUCGAAGGCCUUAACGAGCACGGCGAGGCGCCUCCACCGUACCAGCCAGCACCGGGGCCCGCGCCCGAGGUCGCCGAAUCCCCUGUCAUCAUGGCUGGCGGAACCGAAAUGCACCAAACCCCGACGACAGCCGCGACGCCGGACUGGACGGGCAACCCCGCCGGCCUCGCCAUCCCCAUGCGCACCAUCACGCGCGACACGCAGGUCUCGAAGCCGCCCGACUACGACGAAGCGCUCGAGGGCCACGGGCACGGCGGCGAAGCCAGCGACCUGGCCGACGCAACGAGCUCGACGGCGAACCUCGCCCGGCCCUCCGUCGUGCGGCACGGCUCGUGA